GAAAAACAAUCAAAAACACUUCAACUUCAAAGCUCGCGGUACGCUUAGCUCAUCGAGACUCGCCUGCGUGUAUAUAGUUAGUAGACGUUGUAAACUGUGAACUUGAAUUGUCUGUAUUAGCAUCAGAGACCUGAGAAUAUUGCCAUUGUUCAACGUGUGUCGUAAAGAACGUUGUUGUUCUAAGUGCUUUUUGCUGCUGUAAUUCCAAUUCAACUGUUGAAAACGAAAGUGUUUUUGGUGUAUUCAUUCAACAACGGUUGGUUGAACGCGAAGCUUGUGCGGGUGUGUGUGUGUGCGCGUUUGUUUUUGGUUGGCGGAAAAGUUUGUAAAACAUCUAAAAGCGGUUUAAAGUACAUACUUAAGUGUUUGGCGAAAAUGUGUUCGAGCGUUAAGUUGGCAGUUGCGUUGCUGUGCGUGGGUGUCCUGGCGGGAAUUUCGGCAGAGGAAAGCACAAAUGCCGAAAGCACGAAUGCAGCAGUUCAACAAGAUCUAACCACUUCGGGCACUUCAGCGAAAUUGUUCAACUUGGGCAGCUUAUUUGGUCAGAGUCCCGGCUACGGUUACGGUAAUGGAUAUGGCUAUGGUUACGGCAACAACUACUACCCCAGCGCCAAUAGGCCGACAACCUAUUAUCCUUACAGGAACAACUAUUACCCCACCACCAGCACAUACCCCAGCAACUACUACCCGAGCAAUUAUUAUCCAAGCAACGGCGGCUGGAGCGGCAGCAACUACCCCAACUACGCCUCUAAUGGCGGCUAUUAUCCCAGCGCUGGCGGCUAUGGCUAUAAUUAUGGCAGCACCACCGGCACGGGCGGCUACUACCCCAGCACGGGCACCAAUAUUCUAGGCGGAAAUGGCGGUUACGGCGGCUAUGGAGGUAAUGGCGGUCUGCCUGAGUACUAUGGCUAUUAUAAUCCACAAUACACUGGUCAGCGCAAUCGUGGUUACGGUUAUUACGCCAAUACCGAUCGCUAUGGCUUGCCACGCUAUGAUGGCGGCUAUAAUGAUCGCCCUUAUGGUGGGCGUGGUGGUUAUGGCACUUAUCGUGGCUACGAUUGAUGCGGACCUUGUGUGUGCGUGUGGAUUGAUUUGAAGUUUGUAAAUUUCUGUUUUGUUUUUUAAUGUUUUCUAUGUGUUUUGCUUUAUUGCUGUUGUUGGCUUAGUAAUGCUCUCGAAAUGCGAUAAUAAACUUGCUUCUUGCAUGUAAA
Molecule: messenger RNA, 1211 nt
Organism: Bactrocera dorsalis (oriental fruit fly)
Lineage: Eukaryota; Metazoa; Arthropoda; Insecta; Diptera; Tephritidae
Product: prisilkin-39
Exons: 3
Coding region: 376-1062 (228 amino acids)
Source: RefSeq, a predicted model, not a curated record